CAAGAAAAUAGUCCAGGUUCCUUUAUUUUCAUUUUUUUCGCUUUUUUUUUCUUUCUUUCUUUCAUAUUUUUCAUGUCGAAAAAGACACAAGCAGCCGAAGUUCUCGUUAAGCUCUUAGUAGGUGCCGGAAAGGCUUCUCCUAGUCCUCCCGUCGGUCCUGCCCUUGGUGCCCGUGGUGUCAAGUCUAUGGAUUUUUGUAAACAAUUUAACGAUAAAACAAAACACAUUGUUCCAGAAACACCUUUACCUACUGUCAUUACUAUUAAGCCUGACCGUACUUUUACCUUUGUCGUCAAAUCACCACCCACCACCUACUUUUUGAAAAGAGCUGCUGGUAUCACAAAGGGUGCCCAAACACCUGGCACUGAAGUAGUCGGUUCAGUUACUUUGAAGCAUGUCUAUGAAAUUGCCAAAAUUAAGCAACAAGAUGCCAAUUUGAAGCAUUUAUCACUUGAAAGCAUCUCUAGCAGUAUUAUUGGUGUCGCAAAGAGUGUGGGUAUUCAAGUUGUUCAUUAAAUUACGCAUAAAAAAUUCCAUUAUGCUCAACCAAAGAGCAACCUAUCUGUAUUAUAGAAAUAAACGAGAACAAGUAAUAUCAAGGAUAUAUAUAUAGAAUCACAAGCUUAUAGCUGUACAGCAAUUGUUAUCAUUAAAGAGAUGAAUUCUUUCAUAUGCU
Molecule: messenger RNA, 676 nt
Organism: Gilbertella persicaria
Lineage: Eukaryota; Fungi; Mucoromycota; Mucoromycetes; Mucorales; Choanephoraceae
Product: 50S ribosomal protein L11
Exons: 1
Coding region: 73-516 (147 amino acids)
Biological process (GO): translation
Cellular component (GO): ribosome; mitochondrial large ribosomal subunit
Molecular function (GO): large ribosomal subunit rRNA binding; structural constituent of ribosome
Source: RefSeq, a predicted model, not a curated record